AUUCAUUUAUCACUUAUACUUUUUAUCACUCAUUUGAUUCUCUUGAGUUUAUUCUUCAUCUCUCUCAAAUCCCAUGCAAAAAUGAAUCAGUUUCCUCCUUCAUGGCUUUCAAAAUUUCUCGAUUCCGAUGAUGAUGCAUUUGAUAACCAGAUUAAUCCUUCUGACAAGAUAAAUGAUUUUGCUAGGAUUCUCUCCGGUGAUUGUAAAAAUUAUGAUCAACAUGUGAUACAAGAUUUCAAUGACGACGUAGCUUCGUUACCUUCAACUCAGAUUGAAUUUCUUGACAUUAAUUCACAAGUUGCAACAAAUGAUUCAUUUUAUGCUUCAUUGAAUGGUUGUGAACAGAGUUAUUGCACAAAUAAUUCCAACAUGAAUUUUGACGAAUUUAUUUAUCCAAAAGGGGAUCCUGAUGCUGUUUCCAUAAAUAAGAAAGAUGUUGAUCUAUUACACCCAGAAAGAUACAUCAAUGAUACAAUUAUCGAUUUUUACAUCUUAUAUUUGAAGAAUAAGAUACAAGAGAAGGAAAAGGCUAGGUUUCACUUUUUCAAUAGUUUUUUCUUUCGAAAAUUGGUUGAUAUGGACAAAAUUUCGCCUAAAGUUUGUGAUGGAAAAUCAGCAUUUCUACGUGUUCGUAAAUGGACAAGAAAAGUGAAAUUAUUUGAAAAAGAUUAUAUUUUCAUACCAGUGAAUUUCAAUCUUCACUGGAGCUUAAUAGUAAUUUGCCAUCCUGGUGAAGUGGUUAAUACUAUUGAUGAAGAGUUGGACAAAUCACUUAAGAUGCCUUGCAUAUUACACAUGGAUUCUGUCAUGGGAUGUCAUAAUAAUUUGAAAGACAUUGUACAAAGUUAUUUGUGGGAAGAAUGGAAAGAGAGAAAUAAGGAUACAUGUGGAGAAGAUCUCUCAUCAAGAUUCUUGAAUAUGCCUUUUUUUCCAAUUGCGGUACCACAACAGAAAAACUCAUAUGAUUGCGGUAUCUUUUUACUUCAUUACCUAGAGCUCUUCCUGGCAGAAGCUCCAUUUAACUUCAAUCCAUUGAAACUUAAUUUGGAUUGGUUUCCACCUGAAGAGGCUUAUCACAAGAGAACACUUAUUCGUGAAUUAAUCUUUGAACUAGUGAAAAACCAUGCUUCACAUGAAGCAGCUUCUACUAUGGUUUUCAAUGAACACUUUGAACAAGAGGCUACAACUCCCUAUUGUCACCAAGAGAUUAAAAUUUCACCACAAACAAGUUGUUCAUCGCAUGAUUCAAAUGACCUAGAGAUGCCAAAUAUCAUGUUUUUGGACAACAAGAAUUGGUAUCAAGGAACACCAUCUCUACAAUUUUAUCAAGAUUCAAAUGUAGUUGAUGACAAGGCCAUCGAUGAUGAUGUUCAGAUUAUUGACAAUUUGAAAGUUGAGCGACCUGCAAAGAAGAUGAGGCUGUAGAAGUGAUGAAGUCAUGACUUGUUUUACUUUCACAUGAGUUUGAAUAAAUUUUAUAGAUUUUUCUUUGGAAACAUGUAAGU
Molecule: messenger RNA, 1505 nt
Organism: Lathyrus oleraceus (garden pea)
Lineage: Eukaryota; Viridiplantae; Streptophyta; Magnoliopsida; Fabales; Fabaceae
Product: probable ubiquitin-like-specific protease 2B
Exons: 11
Coding region: 82-1425 (447 amino acids)
Biological process (GO): proteolysis
Molecular function (GO): cysteine-type peptidase activity
Source: RefSeq, a predicted model, not a curated record